Molecule: messenger RNA, 756 nt
Organism: Symbiodinium sp. CCMP2592
Lineage: Eukaryota; Dinophyceae; Suessiales; Symbiodiniaceae
Source: the annotation of a GenBank genome assembly
AUGGCCACGACACACUACUGGAGGGCAGUUUUGCAUGCUCAUGGAGGUGAUCAGGAGAAACUGAAGGAGGUCGUGGUCAAGGAUGCAGAAAUUGUUGGAAUUCUUGGGGCGCUUGUGCUGACAAUUACUGUGGCUGGGCUGGCCAUCGUCGAUGCAAAGCUAGCCGACGUCUCCUUGAUGCGGACGGUAUACGUGGCAUUGGCUUUUUGCAGCUUCGUUUUUUCCCUGAUAUCGUUGAUGAUCUCCUCGCGGCUGUUACUUUCGAUCAACAGAUUACCUGCCAAGGAUGCUUUGGCUUGUCUUGAGGAACUUGAUAGGGCUGGUGCUGCACACGCUUAUUGGUGGUUUAGCAGAAGCCUUCUAUUUCUGUUAUUUGCCGUGCUGUUAUCGGUGUACCUGCUGUACGAUGGCCUUUGCUUCGUCAUAUGUAGCACCUUCACGCUGCUGCCUUUGUGGAUGAUGUACCAUCUGCACAGAGUGCACGUAGGAGUGGUGUGGCCUAUGAUGAACUUCUCUCCUCUGGCGGCAGACAGUCACGACGACACCUCUGAUUCCGCAGAUCCCGGAGACACAUUGCCAAAAUCCUCGCGCACCAGGUUGAAGGGGCAAGCGGUCUUGCUGGAAGAGCAGCGUAUCGAGGAUGCUGCUACCAUGAUGGAGGUCAUGGAAACUUCCGAAGAGCUCGAUGACGCGAAGACGCAAGAACAGGUCGAUGAGAUCCGAGCGCGGAACAACUCUAAGGAGUGCCUGACAUGA